Messenger RNA from Meloidogyne enterolobii, 229 nucleotides. The record is from the annotation of a GenBank genome assembly. Lineage: Eukaryota; Metazoa; Nematoda; Chromadorea; Rhabditida; Meloidogynidae.
ACCGAUUGUAUUUCCGCCUCCACUGCCGCCAGCGGCAGCGCCACCACCUCCACCGCCGCCACUACCAACUCCUCCUUUGCUAACACCGCCACCUUGUCCGCCGAUGUGUAUGCCUCAAUGUUUUCCAAGUUGCAUGAUUAUGAUGCCUCAGCAUUUGCCACCACCUCCUCCUCCGCCUCCUCUACCUCCACCACCGCCUCCAGCUUUUGUGGUGUUUUUAAAUAAAUAA